Messenger RNA from Fusarium venenatum, 387 nucleotides. RefSeq lists its product as uncharacterized. Lineage: Eukaryota; Fungi; Ascomycota; Sordariomycetes; Hypocreales; Nectriaceae. The record is from RefSeq and is a predicted model, not a curated record.
AUGUCAUCAUUACUCUUAUCGACGGGCCUCAAGGCCUUUUCAAUCUUUUCUAUGGCUACAGGUACAGCCGAUGUCAUUGCCGGGCACAAGCCUCUAAUUCCCGCCUCCGAACGAGCUCUGCUGCCAAAGUCAACACUCUCUGUAUUGGACAACCAACUACGAUUUCUGGGAGCGACAUGGGGAGGUUACGGGGCGAUUCUUUGGUGGGUUAGCAAUGAUCUCCAAGAGAGACAGGCUCCUCUGGCAGUGCUUGGAGCUGUUAUGUUUAUUGCUGGUAUUGGUCGGACUGUCUCCGGCUUGAGUCUUGGCUGGGGUGCAUCGUGGCUCAAGGUUGCUGCGGGUAUUGAGCUUGUUGUACCACCUUUGAUCUAUAUGCUCGGUUUUUAA